Gregarina niphandrodes is the source of this 630-nucleotide messenger RNA. RefSeq names its product N-acetyltransferase. The record is from RefSeq and is a predicted model, not a curated record. Lineage: Eukaryota; Apicomplexa; Conoidasida; Eugregarinorida; Gregarinidae. Gene Ontology annotation, biological process: N-terminal peptidyl-methionine acetylation. Gene Ontology annotation, cellular component: NatB complex. Gene Ontology annotation, molecular function: protein-N-terminal amino-acid acetyltransferase activity. The transcript has a single exon. The coding region runs from base 1 to 630 and encodes 209 amino acids.
AUGGAGGUGGUUAUACGCAGGUUCGUUGCAGAAGAUAUUUACAGAUUAAAUGAGACUAAUCUGGACAGCUAUACGGAGAACUUCAUGAGCUCGUUCUACUGGGAAUUUCUGGCUCGGUGGCCCGACCUCUGCCGUGUGGCGCAGGCACUCGACGGUCGGAUAGUCGGGUACAUCCUGGGGCGACUGGACGCAGACCCUCUGGAGGGCAACGAGCCGAGUGUCCAACGGUCGAAUGCCCAACGGUCGAACGCCCAACGGUCGAAUGUCCAAGGGUCGAACGCCCAAGGGUCGAACGGUGAACACUCGGGGGCGGACGCCGGGCAGCAAUCUUGGCGGGGGCACGUGAGCGCGCUAUCAGUGGCGCCUGCCUUCAGGAAUCGGAGGGUCGCGCAGCAACUCAUGCGUCACUUCGAAGAAGCGUGCUUCGCCGUGGGCGUACACUUCAUAGACCUCUUCGUGCGGGCGUCCAACCAGCCAGCCAUCAACCUCUACUCCUCCCGUGGAUACCGAACACACAAAGUGGUCCGCGGCUACUACAGCAACGCGGAAAACGCCCACGACAUGCGGCUGUAUGCCAAAGACUUUCAUAAAACCCAACCGGACCACACCUCUGCUCAACCUGCCACCUAA